GAUGUUGGGCUAACGACAUAGCUAACAUGGUGGGUGUAGAAGUUCCUUUGGCACCCAUGAAGCACGCUUAUGUCGUGACUGAAAGGAUCCCUGGCAUAGAGAACAUGCCUAAUGUCAGAGAUCACGACGCUUCCGUGUACUUGAGACUGCAGGGUGAUGCUCUCUCUGUGGGUGGUUACGAAAGCAAUCCGGUCUUUCUUGAUAAGGUUGAGCGAGAGUUCUCCUUCGGGCUCUACGAGCUGGACUGGGAUAUUUUCAUGGCGCAUAUCGAAGGUGCCGUUAAUAGGGUGCCUGUGCUAGAGAACACUGGUAUCAAAUCAACUGUGUGCGGUCCAGAAUCUUUUACUCCAGACCACAAACCCGUAAUGGGUGAGGACCCGACAGUAGAAGGAUUCUUUCACUGCUGUGGUUUUAACAGUGCAGGCAUGAUGCUAGGAGGAGGAUGUGGGGACCAGAUUGCAAAGUGGGUUGUCCACGGUCGCCCCGAAAUUGAUAUGUUCGGUUACGACAUCAGGCGAUACCACACCCCUCUCAACGCCAACAAACCGUGGGUCUUGGAGCGCUCUCAUGAGUCAUAUGCUAAGAAUUACAGUAUCGUAUUUCCUCACGAUGAACCUCUUGCUGGUCGCAGUCAGAGGCGAUCCCCGCUUCACAAUGUGCUGGAGGACCUCGGCUGCGUAUUUCAGGAAAGGCAUGGCUGGGAACGCCCUGGCUGGUACAACACCGUCCCUGCCCCAACACAGCCGUAUGAUUGGUAUGGCUUCUAUGGCAACGACCUCAGCUCAGAUACAAGAUACAAGACAAUGCUAACUGCUGACUAUACUUUCGACUUUCCUCAUCAUCAUGAUCUAAUCCAGAAGGAGUGCCUGGCCUGCCGUAAUGCUGCCGCCAUCUUCGACAUGUCUUACUUUGGAAAGUUCUACCUGACAGGACCAGAUGCACAGAAAGCCGCCGAUUGGCUAUUCUCGGCAGACGUGGCAAGGGAUCCAGGUUCUACUGUUUACACCUGUAUGCUCAAUAACAGAGGAGGAAUUGAGGCUGACCUUACUGUGAGUGUGUGUGACAGCGGAGAGGGAUCACCUUGUGAUCCAAAUUUUGAAGGGCGUGGGUUCUACUUAGCAGCAGGAGGCGCAGCAGCCCUUCAAAAUCUGGCCCAUGUCACCAAAGAAAUAAGAUCUCAUAAGUGGAAUGUCCAGAUCCUGGACCACACAGAUGACAUGGCCAUGCUAUCCAUUCAAGGGCCCAACAGCAGGGCCAUUCUACAGCAGCUGAGUGACACAGACUUCAGUGAUGCAGCAUUCCCGUUUUCUUCACACAAAGUGAUCACAAUAGCUGGCCACAAGGCAAGGGCACUUAGGUUGUCCUUCGUUGGUGAAAUGGGUUGGGAGCUCCAUGUACCUAACAAGUCAGCAGUUGCAGUCUACAAGGCGGUGAUGGCGACUGGGGAGCCUCUUGGAUUAGUCAAUUCUGGCUAUCGAGCCAUUGACUCUCUAUCUUGUGAGAAGGGCUAUCGCCACUGGCAUGCUGAUGUACGGCCUGAUGACACACCCCUUGAGGCUGGCCUUGCAUUCACCUGCAAACUGAAGACAGAUACAAAUUUUCUUGGGCGUCAAGCCAUUGAGCGUCAGAAAGCAGAGGGCAUCAGGAAGAAGCUCGUGACUUUGACCCUGAAUGACCCAUCAAAGCCACUAUGGGGUCUUGAGGGGAUUUGGCGAAACAACGAAGUCCUAGGGUAUGUGAGACGCGCUGAGUAUGCCUUCUACCUUGGCCGUGCCAUAGCAUAUGGGUAUGUUGAGCGGCCAGAUGGGAAUCGGAUCACCAACGACUUCCUUGAAAGUGGCUCUUGGCAGGUCGAAGCCAUGGGAACUAUGCUUGAUGCUUCGCUUCAUGUUCGGUCGCCAUUUGAUCCCAAAAAUUUACGCGUGAAAGGACUAUAUAGUGAAGUCAGCUAAAUAGUUUUGAGUUUUCUACUGCUGGCUAAAGGCUGUUGAGUCCAAUAUAUAUUCAUGUAAGACGAGAAUUAUUCAUAUCUUUUGACCAUGACAGUUCCUGCCAUAUAUAAUGGCGCUUGAUUCUACUAAGACAUUCCUCGAACAUAUUUUCAUUUGUUAAGUAUUGGGUGUUUUUUAAUGGAUGAAGAUGUUUGAUAUAUAUGUUUUUAUCAUUAUCCAUAAUUUUCAUGCAUUUCGAUAUGGUCUAUUCCAGUCUACGAGUGCCAUUAUAGAUUUGUUCUUAGUCGUAGAAAAUAUUCUAGAUGCAUGAUUUUGUCUUAUGCUAAAUGCCAUUUUUUGUAUGUUCGGGAAGCACAAUAUAUAUCUAGAGGCAGUUAUUUAGGGAUCUUACUUGAAAGGAUGCCAAAUCAUUCUUUAUGGUAUGCGGUGAACUUAUUGUACGGAGUGCUAAGUAUUCAUUCAAUACAGACCAAUAAUGAUUUUGAAUACACGUUAAUAAAGAAUA
Messenger RNA from Penaeus monodon (black tiger shrimp), 2457 nucleotides. RefSeq names its product sarcosine dehydrogenase, mitochondrial-like (gene Sardh). NCBI's taxonomy places the organism in Eukaryota, Metazoa, Arthropoda, Malacostraca, Decapoda, Penaeidae. Gene Ontology annotation, molecular function: oxidoreductase activity; protein binding. The record is from RefSeq and is a predicted model, not a curated record. Gene Ontology annotation, cellular component: mitochondrion.